AUGGAUGAUUUAAAGAAGACAAUCGGUUUAGGUCAUGGAAUCGGAGUUAUUGACAUCUUCUACAUUUGGGGGGAGAUGCUCCUCGUCGGGCUUCACACACAUCUGAUUCUGAAGCAUGUGAAACAAUCAGCGGAUACGUCUGGGAUACCGGAUACGUCUGUUAUGCUGACAGUUACCCUGAAGUCAAGCUCGACACAAAGCCAGUCCCACGUCUCUGUGUCUCCUGAGCCAGUAGACCGAGAAUACCAAGAGUAUAACAACCCCAAAACAGUUUUCUUCGCAGAGGCCUGCGAUGAUCUUGGAGGAGAAUUCUAG
Molecule: messenger RNA, 315 nt
Organism: Microthlaspi erraticum
Lineage: Eukaryota; Viridiplantae; Streptophyta; Magnoliopsida; Brassicales; Brassicaceae
Source: the annotation of a GenBank genome assembly